Molecule: messenger RNA, 882 nt
Organism: Mercurialis annua (annual mercury)
Lineage: Eukaryota; Viridiplantae; Streptophyta; Magnoliopsida; Malpighiales; Euphorbiaceae
Exons: 4
Coding region: 49-576 (175 amino acids)
Biological process (GO): endoplasmic reticulum to Golgi vesicle-mediated transport; regulation of GTPase activity
Cellular component (GO): TRAPP complex; cis-Golgi network; trans-Golgi network
Source: RefSeq, a predicted model, not a curated record
GCAGCAAAACAAAAUUCAGAAAAAUUAAUUUUCUUCAAAAAAAUUAAAAUGGGAAGAGAAGUGUCGGAGAGCUGCAUCGACAGUCUACUGACGGAGAUGGUUUCUUCAUAUUGCAACCGGUUCGAUAUAAAUAAACCGGAGCUCGCCGGCCGGAGGAUCGAGGCCAUCGGUUAUCAGGUCGGUCAUCAGCUCGCCGAACGGUAUACUAUGGAGCGACCGCGUUUUAAUGAUCAUUUAGAGGCGAUUAAGUUUAUUUGUAAAGAUUUUUGGUCUGAGGUUUUCAAGAAGCAGAUAGAUAAUUUGAAGACGAAUCAUCGAGGAACUUUUGUAUUGCAAGAUAAUAAGUUCCGUUGGCUUUCACGAAUGUCGGUUGAUCCAUCAACUGAAAUUGUCGAGAAGUCGCAAGAUCCUAAUGUUGUAGCUGAAAGCAAGUCUGCUCAGGCAAUGAGUAUGCAUCUAUAUUUUCCUUGUGGAAUCAUAAGAGGAGCUCUUUCGAACUUAGGGAUCCCUUGUGCUGUUUCUGCUGACAUAUCCAAUCUUCCAGCAUGUUCAUUUGUCGUCCGGAUAAAGGCUUGAUUGAAUGAUGACAACAAAUACGGGAUCGGAAAUUCAGAUGUGAGAGCAUGUUUUCAUUAAUCAAUCACCAAGUCAGAUACUUUAUUUCUCCUCCCUUCUUUUUUUCAUGAAAAUGUACUUCAGAAGUUCUUAUAGAUGUCCAUAAAACAUGUCCAAAUUUGUAACACUGAAAUACACUUUUGAGCUUGAUAUCUGCUACUCUUUAGUCAUUGCACACGAGGUGAUCUUUAGCCAGCCAUGAAAUGCAUGAAAGUGGGCUCAAUCUCGACUCAAGAUUUUAUAUUAGAAUGUGUGCUAUUAUGAUUA